This is a messenger RNA of Jatropha curcas, 919 nucleotides long. It is a transcript of the gene PLA2-ALPHA, whose product is annotated as Phospholipase A2 family protein. NCBI's taxonomy places the organism in Eukaryota, Viridiplantae, Streptophyta, Magnoliopsida, Malpighiales, Euphorbiaceae. The record is from RefSeq and is a predicted model, not a curated record. Gene Ontology annotation, molecular function: A2-type glycerophospholipase activity; calcium ion binding; lipid binding. Gene Ontology annotation, biological process: phospholipid metabolic process; arachidonate secretion; lipid catabolic process.
UUUAGAGUUUAUUUCUUUAUUUGGCAAUGAAGUGUUUUUUGGGUGUGAAAUGUUAAGUGUGAACUACAAUCCAAAAACCCUUCACGAGACAUUACAAGACAAAUCUCAACCUCCUUUGUUUCUUCCCUACAUCCUAAGUUUUUCUUUCAAUAGCCAUAAAAAACUAGAUUACCUCUAUAAAAUCAGAGCCUUUUGGGCAAAACCAAGCUUCAUAUACUCUUCAAAUCUGUAAACAAUGGCAAAUAUCAGCCAGUCAUUGCAGUUAGUAGCUCAUCUUCUUGCCUUUUUCUUCUUCUUCUCCUCUGUUCCUAUCCAUGCGCUUAACAUUGGUGUUCAAAGAGCAGAUGCCUCCGUUUCUGUGAGUAAAGAAUGCAGUAGGAAAUGUGAAUCUGAGUUCUGCUCUGUGCCUCCAUUUUUGAGAUAUGGCAAAUAUUGUGGGUUAUUAUAUAGUGGAUGUCCAGGAGAGAGACCUUGUGAUGGGCUCGAUGCUUGUUGUAUGAAACAUGAUGCCUGUGUACAAGCUAAGAACAAUGGGUAUCUUAGCCAAGAGUGCAGCCAAAACUUCAUCAACUGCAUGACAAAUUUCAAGAACACAGGAGGUCAUACAUUUAAAGGGAACAAAUGCCAAGUUGAUGAGGUUAUUGAUAUCAUCUCUUUAGUCAUGGAGGCUGCUUUGCUUGCUGGAAGAUACUUCCAUAAGCCUUGAUAUAGUUUAUAUAUAUAUAUAUAUCAAUUAAUCAAAGGGAAAGUUAGGUUUCUCUUUUGACUAUUUUCCAUUUAUUUUAUCAUUUUCACUGCCUCAAUUGGCUAAGCAAAUGAAUGUUUUUUUUUUUAUUUUUCCUCUAUUCUUUUCAUAUUUAUCACAUUUUAUGUAUUUUCUUUAAUGCUUCUCUUUUGACUAGUGCCAUAACUCCUCAUA